This is a messenger RNA of Thalassophryne amazonica, 2713 nucleotides long. Its product is annotated as rho-related BTB domain-containing protein 2-like. The coding region runs from base 83 to 2251 and encodes 722 amino acids. Lineage: Eukaryota; Metazoa; Chordata; Actinopteri; Batrachoidiformes; Batrachoididae. The transcript has 10 exons. Gene Ontology annotation, molecular function: protein binding; GTP binding; GTPase activity. Gene Ontology annotation, biological process: small GTPase-mediated signal transduction. The record is from RefSeq and is a predicted model, not a curated record.
UCGCUUGUUUUGCAGCCUGGUGUUCACCUUGCACCGAAGAUGAAUUUACAGACGAGCUGCCGCCAGGUGCAGACCGCAUCCGAUGGAGCGCUGCGUUUCAUCCCGGCCGCCGAUCAGCUCGAUGCAGUUCUUCCUUACGUCGCGCAGAUCCCAUUUGACGGAUUCUGAUAUGGACUAUGAGAGGCCAAACGUUGAAACUAUCAAGUGCGUGGUAGUGGGAGACAACGCUGUCGGAAAAACCCGCCUUAUUUGCGCUCGGGCCCUGCAAUGCCACACUAACUCAAUACCAACUACUUGCUACACAUGUGCCACAGUCUGGGCAAUUGACCAGUACAGAGUGUGCCAGGAGGUGCUAGAACGCUCUAGAGAUGUGGUGGAUGAUGUCAGUGUGUCCCUUCGCCUGUGGGAUACAUUUGGGGACCAUCACAAGGACCGACGCUUUGCAUAUGGCAGGUCUGAUGUCGUGGUGUUGUGCUUCUCAAUCGCCAACCCCAACUCCCUCUACCAUGUGAAGACCAUGUGGUACCCUGAGAUUAAGCACUUUUGUCCACGUGCCCCAGUCAUUUUAGUAGGGUGUCAGCUGGACCUGCGCUAUGCUGAUCUCGAGGCAGUAAACAGAGCACGGCGGCCUUUAGCAAGACCAAUUAAGUCCAAUGAGAUCCUUCCUCCAGAGAGAGGUCGUGAGGUGGCCAAAGAGUUGGGAGUACCAUAUUAUGAAACUAGUGUUGUUGCUCAAUUUGGAGUCAAGGACGUUUUUGAUAAUGCUAUUCGAGCUGCACUCAUCUCACGCCGCCAUCUGCAGUUUUGGAAAUCUCAUCUCAGAAAUGUGCAAAGGCCUCUCCUUCAGGCACCUUUCCUGCCACCAAAACCUCCCCCACCUAUAAUCACUGUGCCUCUUCCCCCAGCCUCGACAGAGGAGAAUCCAGUUAAUCUUCUGGAGGACCCACACUGUGCUGAUAUCAUCCUGGUGCUACAGGAGCGACAGAAAAUCUUUGCACACAAGAUAUACUUGGCGACAUCUUCUUCAAAGUUCUAUGACCUCUUCAUUAUGGACACACAACCAGAUAAAAGUGAAAGGCCAGCUCGUGGUCCAUUCUCUGGUCGUGAGCUGCUGAUGCGUGCUGCUAGCUUUGAUGUUUGUGAAAGUAGUGAUGAUGGAGACAGGGCCAACCUGAGGGCUUGCACAAGUGAUGGAACCUUAAAAGACUCUGAAUGUAUCCAACGGGGCAGGCUGCUGUCCUCAUGGAGUAGAGCUUUUGUCACCAUCCAGGAUGAGUUUGUAGAUGAUCCAGUAACAUACAGCCCAAGGCCAAUGACUGUAAUCCACAUGGAUCAGUCGAUGCAGCUUGGUCCUUUUCGGGCAGUACUUCGCUACUUGUACACAGGUCAGCUAGAUGAGAAUGAGAAAGAGCUUAUGCACAUUGCACACAUUGCAGAGCUACUGGAGGUCUUUGACCUUCGGAUGAUGGUGGCAAACAUACUUAACAAUGAAGCCUUCAUGAACCAAGAAAUCACCAAAGCCUUCCAUGUACGCCGCACAAACAGAGUCAAAGAGUGCCUGGCCAAAGGCACUUUUUCUGAUGUAGUAUUUAAGCUUGACGAUGGGACGAUCAUGGCCCAUAAGCCUUUGCUUAUCUCUAGUUGUGACUGGAUGGCAGCUAUGUUCGGCGGGCCUUUUGUGGAGAGUUGCACCAAAGAAGUGCUUUUUCCUAAUACGACUCGUAGCUGUAUGAAGGCUGUGCUUGAAUAUCUCUAUACUGGACGGUUUUGUUCAAGGCCUGAUUUGGAUGCGAUGGAGCUUAUUGUUCUUGCCAAUCGUCUUUGCCUCCCACACCUGGUUGCACUUACAGAACUCUACACAGUAACCGUAUUGACAGAGGCAGCGAUGAUGGGGGCUGACAUUGAUGGCGAUGUUCUGGUGUACUUGGAUAUGGCCCAGUUCCAUGGUGCCCAGCAGCUCACUGGCUGGUGCCUUCAUCACAUCUGCACCAAUUAUAAUAGUGUGUGUCGGAAGUUUCCCCGUGACAUGAAGGCCAAGUCUGCAGAGAAUCAAGAAUACUUUGAGAAACACCGCUGGCCACCAGUGUGGUACCUGAAGGAGGAUGACCACUACCAAAGAGCACGCAAAGAGCGCGACAAAGAAGACUAUCUGUACCAGAGACGGCAGUGUAAACGCAAGUGGCUCUUCUGGAACCUUCCUUCCUCCCCUUCCUCAAACUCUUCUUCUUCUGGUUCAUCUGCUGUCAUCUGACGAACUUAUUGAAGCUAAACUCGCUGUGGAGGUCAGUGUGGAGUUGUACGUUGUAUGAUGUGCUGGUAAUUCGGGCACACAGUUCUUCGGUUACUCCUUCAGCUUGUUCAGCACUCCUCCGGGUCUGCAUGCGUCUGACGCUUCGAUUUUUCCGUUCCAAGGGAGUUCCACACAUUUUGGCGAUACAAAUCUUCUUGACAAAUGGCACAGUGUAACUAGUGUAAAUAACUCACGUUGAUAGCUAUAUGUUGCGCUACCUAAUUCCAGUCAUUCAUAAAGGACUCUUUCCAUCGAUGAAUCAUCACCAUUUAAUGUAAAGUGACAACCAAGUGCUGCUUAACAGCUACAAUAACCAGCAUUUGAACACAAAACCCAAGUCUCAGAGAUAUAACACUUUGCCCUUAAGUGUUUGUACAAUCUAUCAAACCAUGUGUACAGUCUGAUCUCUUCAACAGGACAAAA